AAGGAGCUCAAAAAGUGGGAUGACUUUGAAGAUAUGUUAGAGGAAAGGAGGCAUGUCAGUGACCUGAAGUUUGCCAUGAAGUGCUACACCCCCCUCCUGUAUAAGGGGCUCAUUCCGUGCACGCCAAACGAUAUUAAGUCUAGUGUUCUCAACUCCGAAGAGGUUUAUUAUGUCAUUAAGCAGCUCUCCAAGGAGUCCGUCCAGUCCCAGGAUGCCCUCCGCGAGGAAGCGUGCCAGAUCUUGGAUGAAAUGAGCCACAAGCUGCGUCUGGGAGCCAUCCGGUUUUUUGCCUUUGCCCUGAGCAAAAUAUUUAAACAGAUUUACUCCAAAGUGUGUGUCAAUGAAGAAGGUAUUCAGAAACUACAGCGAGCCAUCCAGGAGCACCCGGUUGUCCUGCUGCCCAGCCACCGAAGCUACAUCGACUUCCUGAUGUUGUCUUUCCUUCUGUACAACUAUGACCUGCCGGUCCCUGUCAUCGCGGCGGGGAUGGACUUCCUGGGGAUGAAGAUGAUCGGGGAGCUGCUGCGCAUGUCGGGCGCUUCUUCAUGCGGCGCACCUUCGGCGGCAACAGACUCUACUGGGCCGUGUUCUCAGAAUACGUCAAGACCAUGUUACGG
Molecule: messenger RNA, 617 nt
Organism: Myotis lucifugus (little brown bat)
Lineage: Eukaryota; Metazoa; Chordata; Mammalia; Chiroptera; Vespertilionidae
Product: dihydroxyacetone phosphate acyltransferase-like
Exons: 4
Biological process (GO): ether lipid biosynthetic process
Cellular component (GO): peroxisomal membrane; mitochondrial membrane
Molecular function (GO): glycerone-phosphate O-acyltransferase activity
Source: RefSeq, a predicted model, not a curated record